Molecule: messenger RNA, 5473 nt
Organism: Mastomys coucha (southern multimammate mouse)
Lineage: Eukaryota; Metazoa; Chordata; Mammalia; Rodentia; Muridae
Gene: Prmt3
Product: protein arginine methyltransferase 3
Exons: 16
Coding region: 119-1705 (528 amino acids)
Biological process (GO): peptidyl-arginine methylation
Cellular component (GO): nucleus
Molecular function (GO): protein-arginine N-methyltransferase activity
Source: RefSeq, a predicted model, not a curated record
GGAAGCGCUCUCGGGCCGGUUCACGAUCCGCGUGUGGGUUGACUAGGGCCUACCGCGCGCCCGCGCUCGCUCCCAGCUCCGGUGUCGCGCUGUGCGGCCGCGCGCUUUGUCGGCGGCCAUGUGUUCGCUGGCGGCGGGGAACGGCCAAGGCGCCGAGCUGGGGCCGGAGCCCCUGGAGCUGUCGGACAGCGGAGACGACGCGGGCUGGGAGGAGGAGGACGCGGACGCUGAGCCCGCGCACGGCCGGCAGCACACACCCUGCCUGUUCUGUGACAGGUUGUUCGCCUCUGCUGAGGAAACGUUUUCACACUGUAAGUUGGAGCACCAAUUUAAUAUUGAUAGUAUGGUCCAUAAACAUGGACUUGAAUUUUAUGGAUACAUUAAACUAAUAAAUUUUAUUAGACUUAAGAAUCCUACUGUUGAAUAUAUGAAUUCCAUUUAUAACCCUGUGCCUUGGGAAAAAGAUGAGUACCUGAAGCCAGUGUUGGAAGAUGAUCUUUUGCUUCAGUUUGAUGUAGAAGAUCUUUAUGAGCCAGUGUCUACUCCCUUCUCAUACCCCAAUGGACUCAGCGAAAAUACAUCUGUUGUUGAAAAAUUGAAGCAUAUGGAGGCACGGGCGCUAUCUGCUGAGGCUGCAUUGGCUCGGGCACGUGAGGAUCUGCAGAAAAUGAAACAAUUUGCUCAGGACUUUGUGAUGAACGUAGAUGUCAGAACCUGCUCCUCCACGACUACCAUUGCAGACCUGCAGGAGGAUGAGGAUGGUGUCUACUUCAGCUCCUAUGGGCAUUAUGGGAUACAUGAAGAAAUGCUAAAGGACAAAGUACGCACAGAAAGCUACAGAGAUUUCAUAUACCAAAAUCCACACAUCUUCAAAGAUAAGGUCGUUCUGGAUGUCGGCUGUGGAACUGGAAUUCUCUCCAUGUUUGCUGCCAAAGCUGGGGCAAAGAAAGUGAUUGCAGUCGACCAGUCUGAAAUCCUCUACCAGGCUAUGGAUAUCAUAAGACUAAAUAAACUUGAAGAUACCAUUGUACUAAUUAAAGGAAAGAUUGAGGAAGUGAGUCUUCCCGUGGAAAAGGUGGAUGUUAUUAUAUCAGAGUGGAUGGGCUAUUUUCUUCUUUUUGAGUCGAUGCUGGAUUCUGUCCUUUAUGCAAAGAGUAAAUACUUGGCAAAAGGAGGAUCAGUCUACCCUGACAUUUGUACCAUCAGCCUUGUGGCUGUAAGUGAUGUGAACAAGCACGCGGAUAGAAUUGCUUUCUGGGAUGAUGUCUAUGGUUUCAACAUGUCCUGCAUGAAGAAAGCAGUUAUACCAGAAGCCGUUGUGGAAGUUGUAGAUCACAAGACUCUUAUUUCAGACCCUUGUAAUAUCAAGCAUAUAGACUGCCACACCACAUCUAUCUCAGACUUGGAGUUUUCUUCAGAUUUUAUCCUGAGAACCACAAAGACAGCCAUGUGCACGGCAGUUGCUGGGUACUUUGAUAUAUUUUUUGAGAAGAAUUGCCACAACAGGGUCGUGUUCUCUACUGGCCCCCAGAGCACCAAAACACACUGGAAACAGACAGUAUUUCUGCUGGAAAAGCCCUUUUCAGUUAAAGCAGGUGAAGCCUUGAAAGGAAAGAUCACAGUUCACAAGAACAAGAAGGAUCCUCGUUCCCUCAUUGUGACCCUGACUUUGAACAGUUCAACCCAGACUUACAGUCUCCAGUGACAGUCAUGGUCUCCAGCUGCCACAAAGUCUGAAGCACACCCAACUGUCUGUCUUUGAAGUGGGAUAGGACAGUCAUUGGGAGGGGCAGGCUCCAUGGGGCUGUAGCACAGCUGGUCCUGGCCCUGCAGCUAUUGGGUAGUAAGCCUAGAUAAACCAGAGAGCUCAGUAGAGGAUCCUGCCCUCCUCCCUCCUACUGCUGCUGCUCCUAGAGAUCCUACUCACUGAAGCCUGCUUGACUAGAUUAGCUAUGAGACUUCUCCUGCUAGACUGAAAGUCAUUUCAGUUGGCCUACUUUUGGAACAGUAAUAGUCCUGUUUUAUGUUUCUUACUAUAAAUUUUGUUUUUAAUAAUGAACAACAAAAAGCAGUGUUUUACUGUAGAUGUUCUUUCUCGGGGAACAAUUUUUAGUUACACUCUUUGCUGAAAUAUCAGGAUAUCUCAAGACUAGAAAGCCAGUGGACAGAACAAACACAUCCUGUUGGCAGAGGCUGUGCUACAGUCCUCCCCACUCACCUGCAGCUCUCAGCUGUACCUCCUCAGUAUUCUCCAGCCAUAACCUAGCACUGUGGGGAAGUCUAACUUCAGGACAUAGCCUAGGUGUGACAGACUGCUCUCCAGGAUGGGGUAGAUGUAUGCCUCUCUAAAAUGCUGCCUUUUCAGACCAGGUGUGCGCCACAGUAAUGUAUCCAUCUGCUAAUUCUAUAAAGUCAUGUUAUUCGGGUUGAAAGAAUGAAAAAUAUCCAAUAAAAUGUGUAACUAUUGAAAUAUUGAAAGCAUCUUCAUCGUAGAGUGUUUUCGUGUAGUUGUAGCAUUUAACAAGUCAAGGGAGGGGUGGAUUUCAAGAAAAUUGUGGCUUCAGCAGACCAGCCAGUCAUGUUUUUUGCCUAAACUAGACAUCAGUAGGAGAUUAGGCUAGCUCUGAAGGAGGUCAGUGCCCUUUCAGUUGCAAAUCUCAAUGUGGGCUUAGUCUCUUUUCUACCCCUUCAUGGAGAUGCUGGUUUAUGUUAAUACAGUUCAGGUGUUCAGGUCAGUGCCUCAAUUACAUGGAUGGAGGUAACAGAGUUGACUCCUACCCAACACAAGAGAGCAAUGAAGAUUACAACAGAAAAGGACUGUACUUUCAGUGGAGGGGAGAUAACCCAUCAGAUUUUGUAUUUUGUUUUGCAGUAUUAGAAUCUAACCCUGGGCCUCACACAUAAUAGGGAAAUGUCACUGAGCUAUGCCCCAGCCUCCAUUCCUUUUUUUUUCUUUCAGUGAACAAACAUUCUCUACCAUUUAAAAAAGUAUUUCUCAAAAAUUAUCCCUCUUCCCAAGCAUGGUGGCGCACACCUUUAAUCCCAGUACGCAGGAAGCAGAGGCAGGUAGAUCUCAGUGAUUUGAGGCCAGCCUGUUUGUUACAUAGUGAGGCAUUGGCUUUAGGCUGGGAUUUUCAUGGCAGAAGAUAGGGAAGGGGAGAGGGAUUUUAUUAGGGGCAGAAUUAAGGAGUUUACUAUUUUCCUUGGACAAGCUUGUUUUGAAACUGGGAUUUAUUGUCUCUUUUUGCAACCACUGGGUUGGGUGUCUGGUAUUGGCCAGCCACUUUUCUUCAAUUUGGUUCUUGGAGCUUUGAGCUCAGUUUAGGCCCCUGGCUUUGGGGUGGUAGGAUGUUCUUUUUGGUGGUGGUGAUUUGGGGUUUUGGCUUGUUUGUAUUUGUUUUUGAGUCAUGUAGCCAAAGCCUACUUUCAACUUGCCCUGUAGCCAAGGAUGACAUUAAACUUCUGAUCCUCUUGCAUUCACUUUCCAAGUAACCUGUUUUCUUAUCACUUUCUUGGACUUAACCUAUGUGCCCCACUUGUACCUGUCCAUUUGGGUGGAGGAACCAGGAUCUCAAGUGCAUUUUGUGUGUAAGAUCAGUCGCAGGGCUCUGCGGCCCUUCUUUCUGCUGGAGGAACUGCUUAGAGCCUUUAGCCAGAGAAAUGACAUGUCAGUCAUCCAGCACUGUCAUGGAGCCCAGCCUAAGUCAUUUGAGAAGACUGAAACUAGCUCACAGAUUUCAUCUGUACUUGCUGUCUUCUUGUAGUGUCCAGUUUGUGGUGAGAAGCAUGGUCAAGGAUUGCCCAGUGCAUACUCAGUGCAGCCUGUUUUGGUUCACUGUCCCUUUGGUUGCUAAAUUCUUCAUUUGAAUUGCCUACAGUUGCUCUUGCAUCCCCUUGUCUGAGUUUGGUAAUUGCUCAUGGAGCUAAUGGUACUUCCCAGCCCACAUCUACAGAAGGCUCCCAGCUCCUUGUCUGCUUUGAAUUUUGUGUGGGCUUCCAUAUUUAUGAGAAUAACAGGUUAACUCCAUGAUAGUAUUCAGGGACCAUGUUUUCUUAGUUGAGACUGAGGUAAAAUCUAGGUGAAGUAAAUUGAGGUAAGGUUUAUAAUCUGUGUAGAAAAGCUACUUGGGAAAGGAAUAAAUGUAUUUUUAGUGGCAGCCAUGAGAGAACAGCUCCCUCCUAGGACUCAUGACUGGUCAUGGCAGAGGAGGCAGGCACAGCAGGACAGAGGUUACAAGGACUUUGCUUUUUAAAAUUGAAAACAUUGAGAGAAUGAAGCAACUGGAGGUCCAUCUGUGCAGAUGGAGGGUUGACUAGAAGGUAAUUUUUAAAUUUGUCUACUUUAACCAUGGCUAAAUAUUUAUUGCCCUGCUUAAAAGAAUUUAGGAAACUACAACUUUGUAGCUGAUUAUCUUAGUUUAGAAAGUUCCAAGAAAAUCAGCAGGCACCCUGGUAGACAAGAGUCAAGCCUGGUAACACACACCUGUGAUCAUAGUGAUCGAAACUGAGGCAGGAAGAUUGCAAGUUUAAGGCCAGCCUGGGUCAUGUAAUGGUAUAGCUUGACAUAGUCCCAAGACUGCUGUUGAUCUUUGGUACUAGCUAGCAGUGCUAUUUUGCAAAACUCUAGAAACUUCAGGUAGGACUGGAUCUGGAAGUAGGUAUCUGAAACCAAGGCCUUGCAAAGAUCUUGUCCGGGGCCCCUUCCUUGGGAGCAGGUCCUUGCAGAGACUCCCGAAAGCACAUGGGACCUAAAGAUUAUCUGUGGAACCUUUGAAAACAUGAACCAAAAAACAUUUCUCAGGUCAGUCUUGGUGGUACAUGCCUUUAGUUGCAGCAGGCAGAUCUCUAUGAAUUGCAAGCCAGCCUACUCACCAUAGCAGCAAGUUCAAGGCCAGUCAGGGCUACAGAGAGAGGAAAACAACAUCAAACAUAACUCUGCCCUCCUUUUGAUCAGACUAAUGAGAAAAGUGAUGGCAGGUAGCAAAGCCAUCUCAACAAACCUAACAAAUGUGUCCACAGAAGUAUCCCAAGCUGAGGUUGUCGCAGUUCUGUCAUGAGCUACAAAGUGGCUCAGCCAGUGAGUGACUUCAGAGCCUUAAGGAGUCUUUGGAAUCUCUCUGACUUCCAGAGCUCAGGGAACUUAUUGCAGCAGUGUUGCCAUUUGGGGGCAACUUAUUCUGCUGUUUGCUGAUGCCUCAGACAUUGAGGCAGGAUAUUUAGUGUGUCCUUGCCCACCCGUCAGCCCCACCCUUCUUGGCUUGAAAGCUUGUCUGGUUUUUAACCUUGUCAUGAUUUUGAGUGUCUCCUUGCUUAAAGUGAAACUCUCCAAGUAGAAUGAUAAAUAAGUGGUUUCAAAAUAUCUUUACAAUUCAUUUGACCUUCCCAAUACAUUUUUCUGAGCUUCUUGGCUGAUAGGAAGCAAUUCAUAUUCCUUGUAGUUUGAAUAAUAAAUAAAAAAUGUUCUGUCGCUGAA